Molecule: messenger RNA, 7943 nt
Organism: Larimichthys crocea (large yellow croaker)
Lineage: Eukaryota; Metazoa; Chordata; Actinopteri; Sciaenidae
Gene: col7a1
Product: collagen, type VII, alpha 1
Exons: 91
Coding region: 562-7896 (2444 amino acids)
Cellular component (GO): extracellular matrix
Molecular function (GO): protein binding
Source: RefSeq, a predicted model, not a curated record
AAUGUCACAGUACUGUUUUUUAUUGUCAACCUUCCUGCAGGUGGUUUCAAACUCUGUCUUACCUGAAGAAGGUAGCGGAUUAAUCAGACUAAUGUUGCAGCUCCACAUGGUAACAUGGGUAGCUUGCAGGCAGGAGCAGGGAGGGACGAGAGCAGCAGAGAGAGAGAAUGAGGUUGGAGGGAGAAAAAAAAGCAGAGAGAGAGAGAGAGAGCUCAGGACUCCCCUUCAGGCAUCCGAACAAGUCUGGACUGUUCUGCUGCUGCUUGUGUUCAGCCUACACUAAAAGCAAAGCAGCCUUCGGGAUUUAGAAACAGCGUCUACAGUCUCCUGCAGGGAUGUACCGACAGUUCAGAUUUUGAGCUACAGUGGAUGAUCGUGGAAGUUGUCUUGUUCUUCUUGAAGCUGUGAUACUGAACAUCGCUGACUGGGAUUACUACUGUGUGUGUGUGUGUGUGUGCAGACUCUGCAUGGAGAGCUAGGGCUGGAUAUGCCACAGGUGGGAAGGUGUGAAGCGGCAAGCUGUGGCCAGGUGCACGGAGCAAAGUCCCCCAGGUUGUGAAGAUGUGGAGCUGGGUUGUCUCUGUGACGGUUCUCCUGUCCUCCAUGAAACAGGCUGAAGCUCAGGGCAGGUGUAAUAAUGUGCAAGCAGCAGAUAUUGUUUUCCUGGUCGAUGGGUCUUCCAGUAUCGGCCGACCUAACUUCCUGCAGGUGAAGGGCUUCAUGGCUGGAAUCGUCAAGCCAUUCGCCAGCUCUGUCAGCGAGUCAGGGAUACGGUUUGGUGCCGUACAGUACAGUGACACCUCCAGAGUUGAAUUUACAUUUACUACCUACCUGAAUGGCACCGAGCUGGUGACCGCUGUACAGAAUCUGAACUAUAAGGGUGGAAACACGCGAACUGGUGCCGGUCUCAAGUUUGUUGCCGAUAACUUUUUCCACCCUACGUCCAGUCGGAGUGUCCAAAAGAUCACCAUCCUAAUCACAGAUGGGAAGUCACAGGACAAUGUGCAAGAGCCAGCACAGAAGCUGCGCAGUCUAGGAGUGCAUGUUUUUGCAGUUGGUAUAAAGAGUGCAGACAGAAAUGAAUUAGCUCAGAUCUCCUCCCAGCCCAGCAGUGAUUUCACCUCCUUUGUUGGAGACUUCAAAGUGCUGAAUACUCUUCUUCCUCUUGUGAGCCCCCGAGUGUGUUCCAAGGCAGGAGGAGUCUAUGCUAGUGAUGAGGCAUUUUCUGGUCCGUCCAACAUUCAGUUCACAGGCCAGACGUCUGAUUCUCUCAGGUUUCGCUGGAGUCCAGCAGGCGGGCCUGUGAGUGGCUAUGUGGUCCAGUAUGUGCCACUGUCCGGGCUGGGUCAGCCCAUCACAGCAGAACUGCGUCAAGAGUCUGUCGCUGCCAAUCAGAGGACCUUUACAGCACGAGAGCUGAGAUCAGGAACCGACUAUCUGGUGACUGUCAUCGCCCAAUACCCCAACAGUGUGGGAGAGUCUGUUUCUGCCAAACAACGAACCAGAUCUUUGCCAGGGGUCUCCAGUCUGCGGCUGAUCCAGGCAGGUUUCUUCUCUCUCUCUGUGGGCUGGGAUCAGCCUUCAUCACCUGUCCAGGGCUACAGACUCACCUAUGGACCACGAGGUCAGCCAGCAGCUCAGCUGUUGGAGCAGUCUCUGUCUGCAGACUCCACAUCAGUCACCCUGGAGUCACUUCAGCCCGACACAGAGUAUGUCAUCAGCCUCUACCCUCUGUUCCCCCGAAACUCUGCAUCCCCAUCCACCCUCAACGCUCGCACAUUACGCCUUGAGGCAGUGCAGCAGUUAACAGUGGAGACGGAGUCAGAGGGCAGUGUGCGUGUGCGGUGGAGAGGUGUCAGCGGCGCGCGAGCCUACCGUUUGGUCUGGGGGCCGUUUACAGGUCGAAAUGUGGAGACUGUGGAGGUUGCUGCUGACAGCGAGUUUUACACUUUGUCCAAUCUGCAGCCCGACACAGAGUACAUUGUCACUAUUAUCCCACUGUAUGAAGGAAACACUGAGGGACCUGGAGCAACAGCCAGGUUUAAGAUAGAGCGUCAGGAGCAGCAGGUCCUCAGAGCAGCUACCACCGGCCCCUCCACUAUUCGCCUCACCUGGAGAAUCAUUCAGUCCUCACAAGGGUACCGCCUCGAGUGGAGGGAGGGGGAAGGAGGCCGCGUCCAGAGCCUGUCAUUUCCCAGAAGCACUACCAGCUACGAUUUAACAGGCCUUCAGCCCAAAACAGAAUAUAUUAUCACCCUGUACACCUUGUACGAAGGUCGUGAGGAGGCCACACCUGUCUCCACCACAUCCAGAGAGGAACAGCCUGUGGGGAGGGUGUCCAACCUGAGAGUUGUCGAGUCUCUGGGCAGUACUGUCAGAAUCGGCUGGACGGGUGUAGCCGGAGCCACACAGUACCGCAUCGUUAUCCUGAGCACAGAAACGGGAACAGAGGAAACCCGGAUUAUCCCUGGGAACCAGACGACCCUUGACCUCAGAGACCUGACAGUGGGAGUGUCUUACGGCGUCAGUGUCACAGCGCUGGUGGGAGAAAAUGAAGGGGACGCAGUUACUGUCUACAUUAAACCAGAGCAAGGUGUUGGCAGAGUGACUAACCUCCGAGUGACAAAUGCAAACAGUCGGAGAAUUCGAAUUGCCUGGACAGGUGUUACUGGGGCAACAGGUUACAGGGUUACUUGGAGACAAGGCAACAGUGCAGAGCAGUCCCGUCUUCUCGGCGCGGAGGUCGCAACCUUCACUAUAGACGGCCUGCAACCAGAUGAGGCACUGGUAAUUGGCGUGGCACCUAUGGUUGAUCAGCGUGUUGGAGAAGUGGUCACGCUGUCUUCUCGGACUAACCCUCACGGCGGAUCCGUGUCUGGCCUUCGCAUCAUCGACGUCACAUCUCAGAGGAUCCGUAUUGCGUGGUCAUCUUCAACUAGGGCAACUGGCUAUAAGAUCACUUGGCGGCGUGAUGAUGGAGUUGAAACAACUCGUAAUGUACCUGCCGAUGUCUCUUCCUACACCAUUGAUGGACUACAGGCAAAUUCAGCCUACACUGUGUUAGUUUCUUCACUAAGUGGCUCUCGAGAGGGAAGUCCUUCCACCCUGGCUAUCAGAACAGAGUCAGAUCAGUCCGUGGUCGGGACUGUGACGUCACUGCAAGUCCACGAGACCCAUGGAGAGGUCGUCCGAAUCACUUGGGUUGGUGUGCAAGGAGCGACAGCUUAUCGUGUGUCUUGGAGGAAAACAGACGGCGGUCAAGAGAGGAGUCAAUUGGUGGGAGGGGAAGUGACAACAGUGGAUCUAGACCGGUUGGACCCCGGAGCCCAGUACGAGGUGCAGGUCAUGGCUUUAGUUCAAAACAGGGAGGGAACCCCUGUGUCUGUCAGAGUCACCACACCUGGUGCCGUCACCCCACCUCCAUCACUACCUACCACAACCUUACGAGUGGCAGAGGUUACCCAGAAUUCUGUGCGGCUCGGCUGGAAUCCACUACAAGGUGCCACAGGAUAUAUUCUGCGCUGGAGAGAGGAGUCAGAUGUUGGUCCAGGUUUGUCUGUUACGCUCCCUGCUUCGUCAAGCUAUUACCAGGUGACGGGGCUGCGUCUGGGUCGUCGAUAUCGCUUUACCGUGCAGCCCACCUUUGCAUCUGGAUUGGGAACAGAGAGCUCUGUAGAUGAACACACUGUAUGUGUGGACGGGCGUCUGGAUGUGGUGUUUCUGGUGCCGGCAUCUACAGAUCGGAUUAGCAUUGCAAGACCUCUGCGUGAACUCCUGACAAGUGCAGCGAGGUCGCUCCACACUAUCGGAGCCCGGGACUCACAGAUGGGAGUUGUGGUAUACGGUUACAGACCCAAAAUAUGGUUCCUGCUGAAUCGCCAUGGCAGAUCUGACACGCUUCUUCAAGAGAUCGAGUCCACACCCUUUGAUGAAAGCCCAGGGAAUAACAUCGGUGAGGCAGUGACAUUCACCAGACAAUACCUUCUGACCACCACAUCUGGGCGGAGGCCGAGGGUCCCUGGUGCUGUCGUGAUCAUCGCUGACAGAAGAUCAGCUGACAACCUCACUCUCGCAGCCAGUGGUCUCAGGGCUUCAGGUGUGACAGUGUUAGCAGUGGGUAUAGACCAGGCGAAUGUAGAGGAGCUGCGUCGGGUGGUGACAGAUGGCAGCACCCAGAACAUCCUGUAUACCCGUGAUGGAGCACAGUUGGACACCCUACACAGCGAUCUGGCAGACUUGCUCUGUGGUAUUGCCAGAAUACCAGACGGAAUUCCAGGUCCAGAUCAUUGUAACAUUCAGUGCCCUCAGGGUGAGAGGGGAGAGCGUGGAGAGAAGGGUGAAAGAGGCAGAGAUGGUGUCGAUGGACGCAAGGGAGAGCCUGGUCGUGAUGGUUUGCCUGGGAGGGAAGGGCCUAGAGGACCUGAAGGACGCCCAGGUCCACCGGGCCAAACUAUCCCCAUUGACCCUUCAGGGGGCGUGAAAGGAGAAAAGGGGGAAAGAGGUUUUCCUGGCAUUGAUGGAAAUCCAGGGUUGCCAGGACGACCUGGUUCCCCUGGAAGCGCCGGGGUCCCGGGUUCACAGGGCCUACCUGGUGUCAGAGGAGACCAAGGUGGACCUGGUGUGACAGGGCCACAAGGGCAAAAGGGCGAAAGAGGUGAAAGGGGUGAACCGGGCUCAACUGUAUCUGGAGGUGGUCUACCUGGGAGGAAAGGGGAGCCAGGCAUCCCAGGAAUACCGGGUACUCCAGGUCGUCCAGGCAGCGAUGGGGCCAAAGGUAGCCUUGGAGUUCCAGGGACACCAGGUCAGGAUGGUCGCCCAGGUAUACCAGGAACACCAGGACUCUCCAUCAAGGGAGACAAGGGCAGCACAGGAGAGAGGGGACCUCCAGGAGUCGGCAGUGGGGUGGCUGUGAAGGGCGAGAAGGGCUCCCCAGGUACUGCAGGACCUUCAGGAGCUCUGGGCCCUAGAGGGCUAGCAGGACCACAGGGUGCCAAAGGAGACAAGGGUGACAGUGGUGAGGGGCUGCCUGGAGCUCAAGGCAGGCAAGGAGAGCCUGGGGACAGGGGUCCCCGUGGGCCUCCAGGAGAAAUUGGUAGCAAGGGUGACCGAGGACAGCAAGGUGAGGCUGGAUCACAGGGAGACAGGGGGGAGAGAGGACCAGCUGGUGAAACUGGAGAGCGAGGGGACCCAGGGAAGCCAGGCCUCGCAGGAACAUCGGGUCUGAGAGGUUUACCAGGGCCCAGUGGACCAGCGGGAGAAAAGGGAAACGAAGGUGCACGGGGGGAGCCCGGCAGAAGUAUCCCAGGUCUUCCAGGGAAGAAAGGGGAACAGGGAGAAAGAGGCCUGACUGGUGCUGAGGGGUCAAGGGGAGAAAAAGGAGAAGCUGGACAGAGAGGAGAGAAAGGGUCGCCAGCGUCCGGAGGGUCAGGCGUUGUUGGACCUAAAGGAGAGCCGGGAGAGAGAGGACUUGCGGGUAUCAGCGGAAAGCCGGGUGCCAAGGGAGAGCCAGGUGAACCAGGAGAGAGGGGUGAGAAUGGGCGACCAGGAAUCCCAGGCAAGCUGGGUCCUGCUGGGAAACAGGGAGAGAGAGGAGAGAAGGGCGAUGACGGUGUACCUGGGGAGUCUGGACUUCCGGGGAAGCCAGGAGAAAGAGGACUGAGGGGACUGAACGGUCAACCAGGACGGCCAGGAGAGAAAGGAGACAUGGGCGACCCAGGAGAGCAUGGACGAAAUGGCAGCCCUGGACCUUUGGGAGCGAGAGGAGAAAAAGGAGAAGUGGGACCCCAAGGGCCUCCAGGACCAGCGGGAAAAGUAGCUGACAUCCAGGGUCAGCUAAAAGGAGAGCGAGGAGAGAAGGGUGACGAUGGUGACCCAGGAGAGCAUGGUAGCAAAGGCCAGAAAGGCGAAGCAGGGACUCCUGGAGCCGCAGGCCUACGAGGUCCUGAGGGACAACGAGGGCCCGCAGGCACAAGAGGUGACUCAGGAGAGAGAGGAGCACCUGGAGAGAAGGGAGAAAGGGGAGCAUCGGGGUUAGACGGACGUCCUGGACUGGAUGGUAAACCAGGUGCUCCUGGACCACCUGGUCAGAGGGGUGAUCCUGGGAAACAGGGCGAUCAUGGGAGAGAUGGUUUACCAGGAAUUAGAGGAGAACAGGGCCCCGCAGGACCUGUUGGGCCUCCAGGCACAGCAGGGACACCUGGUAAAGCAGGUGAAGAUGGCAAACCUGGGGCUCCUGGAAAAAUGGGCGAGGAUGGUGUUCCAGGUGAAGAUGGGAGAAAGGGGGACAAAGGAGAGCCAGGAGCAGCUGGAAGAGAUGGCCGUGAUGGGCUGAAAGGAGACCGGGGGCUUGCUGGACCUGUAGGACCCUCUGGGCCUGCGGGGUCUCCUGGAAUACCUGGCAACAUUGGUCCUCCUGGGCAGGUUGUGUAUGUUAAAGGAGUUGAAGCGGCACCAAUCCCAGGUCCGCAGGGGCCUCCAGGAACCCCUGGCGUACCUGGGAUCCCAGGAGCUGCGGGGGCUAGAGGAGACAGAGGGCCAGCCGGCCUCAAAGGCGAAGCUGGAGACCCAGGAGAGGACGGGGCACCGGGCAAACCUGGAACAGCAGUGGAUGUACAGAAGGCUCUGUCCGGCUUAGGCAUUCAGGUGUCUGAUCUGAAGGCUGUUGUGGCCAUAAAGGACACAGUACUGACUCACACAGUGCAGAAGCCAGAGAAAGGUGCAAAAGGAGACAGGGGUGAACCUGGACAAAGAGGACAAUCUGGUUUAGAUGGUGGUCGUGGUUUUCCAGGAGAGAGAGGCGUCAAAGGAGAUCAAGGGGAGCGAGGACCCGCAGGAGCAACUGGGCCUCCAGGUAGAGCCAUUAGUGAGCGGGGACCUGAGGGACCCCCAGGACCUGCUGGAGAGCCAGGCAAGCCGGGAAUACCGGGAGUUCCUGGGCGAGCUGGAGAACUCGGGGAGGCUGGAAGACCUGGAGAUAAGGGGGCGAGUGGAGAGAAAGGUGACAAAGGAGAGUCUGGUAAACUCGGACUAACAGGACCCCCCGGCCCAGCAGGUCAAAAGGGAGCAUCUGCUGAGUCAGUAUUGACCGGUAUGCCUGGGGCCCGAGGCGCUCCAGGAGUUGCAGGACAAAAGGGAGAACCUGGUGCUGCCGGACCAAUAGGACUUAAAGGAGAGCGGGGUUUUGCUGGAGCUCGUGGUGACAAAGGAGACAGAGGAGAAUCUGGUGAAAGAGGACGUGAUGGCCAGCAGGGAAUACCAGGAGAAUCAGGAAAACCUGGUCAGGAUGGGAAACCGGGCUUGCCUGGGUUCCCAGGAGUUCUAGGCAGACCGGGAAACCCAGGAGAGCCUGGCAUGAGGGGACCAACUGGCCCCAUGGGUCCCAACGGGCUUCCAGGUCCACCAGGCGUGAAGGGUAACCAAGGAGAGGCGGGUGUUGGCGUCCAGGGGCCUCCUGGUGCUCAAGGGAGCACAGGUCUGCCGGGACCACCAGGCCCUCCGGGAGCUGUAGGUCCACAGGGCCCCCCAGGACUUUCAGGGCAGGUGGGUGAAGCUGGUAAACCAGGAGUCCCUGGAAGAGAUGGGGUACCUGGCAAAGAAGGAAUACAUGGAUUACCAGGAAAGCAGGGCAUUGCUGGACCUCCAGGCCAGGCCGGCUUAAAGGGGGAGCAGGGAGACAGCGGUCCUCCAGGGAAGGCUGUGGCUGGACCUCCUGGGCCCAAAGGAGAGAAGGGUCUUCCGGGUCAAACACUGCCAGGCACACCUGGAGAGAGAGGUCUGUCUGGAGAAAAGGGUACCAGGGGAGACAAAGGUGCUGCUGGCAUCAAAGGAGAAAGAGGAGUAGGUGGUGAACCUGGAGAGCCUGGAGAAGACGUGAGUAAUCAGCCCGUCUGGAUUUAGAUUGUGGUGUUUGUUUUCUAAAUCACGUGUCACAUGUUAAAACCUAU